This is a messenger RNA of Acyrthosiphon pisum (pea aphid), 2984 nucleotides long. RefSeq lists its product as uncharacterized. The transcript is spliced from 8 exons. The coding region runs from base 990 to 2798 and encodes 602 amino acids. Lineage: Eukaryota; Metazoa; Arthropoda; Insecta; Hemiptera; Aphididae. The record is from RefSeq and is a predicted model, not a curated record. Gene Ontology annotation, cellular component: membrane.
CACAGAUUGAGAAACGCUUUAGCCAGAAAAAUAUUUGUUUAAUUUCUUUCGAAUUCCAAUUCUGCAAACGGAUUUGCUAUCAUAUUAUUAUAGGUUUUGAAAUCAAUAAAAAUCACGAACUCGACACAGAAAGAUAUAAUUAACUGACCAUCUUGCCCUGACCUGUGCCCCGCAUCAUUAUUGUCUAAUGGGUAAUUAAUAUCUAAUUGAAUGUGUUCGAAACACCAAAACACUAAAAUAAUCUUUUUAGAUUAUAUUCGUGGUACUUGAACCUCUAUCAUAAAAUAAUAGCCAUUGCAUCAAAAUUAAUCACUUGAUGUUGAUAUCUAGUACAUCAUAAUAAACAAUUUUUUACCACCUCUUAAAAUUUAAAUCAUCCCGAGCAGUAUAAUAUUGUUGUGGAUUUCAGUAUAGGUAUAGGUACUCAAAUACAACAUUCCAAGACAUUCGUACAAAUAUGUAAAUCUACUUAUCACAUAACACAGGUAUAUCUAUAGCGUUUGUAAAAGUGGUAGGUACCUACACAUUUUUACCAGAUAUACGUUUUAUAAAUUCGUCGAGUUCAUAUUUUAAAUCACAAUUUAUAAUUAUUAAUUAUUUAACUAUACCUACUGUGUUAUUCUAUGAGAGUAAUAUUUAAUAAUUAUCAUCGUUGUAUAUAAUAGGUAGGUCGUAUGUACUACUAGGUACUUAAGCUACAUGCACAAUUUAUCAAGGCCAUCAGGAUUAUUACGAUAUUAACUGUGAGAAAAAUUAUUGCUCUGCACAUCCUUUUACACUUAGCAGCUGUGUAUCAGAAUACUUUCAGCGUUAACCGAGUGAAGAUAUUCUAAAAUGUAUUAUUGUUAAUUUUAUUUAUCACGACCGUUGCAUUGCAUAUUCAUAAUUAAAUUAAAAGUAAAACAUUAUAAACCUACAUUUAUUAUACAUUUUUGUUAUUCUCUCAAACAUCUUAUUUUUUCGUACCUUAAUUAAAUAAAAUCAAGAACAUGUUUCGAACAAAAGUGAAUACACAAUUGCUACCACUGAAAAUGUGCUUCUUCCUCCUGUUUGCAAGCUUCGGACCUACGAUUGGAUUUUUACCUACAAUAGCGAGACAAUUGGGAUACUCGAUAACGACUUACGGCGCUACCAUGAUGUUCAUGUCGGUGGUAUCGACGAUACUUGUACCUCUGUCCGGUGUGGUUGUCGACAAAUUUCGGAUAAAAAAACCGUUAUUUUUAGUGGUCAUAUUUGGCACAGGAGUGGUUUCGAUAUGUUUCUUGUUCGUGCCGAAAGCACCUGUGGACGCGGCCAUGACAGAGAUAAAAUGCGACGCAGAAACGACGACAAUGACCGUUUUCAACGAGAAUAGUAAUAAUAAUAAUUUGCAAACGACGAGUAACGUCACUUAUUAUACCGUUGCGAAUCACACUAGCGGCGAUGAGUUAAUAACGUGCAAGUUAAAAUGUCAAUAUACAGAGUUGUGCGGUGCAGGCCAUGCAAUAAUAAAUAAUCCGAAGAAUCAAUCUGACUUGAGCGAUUUGUGGACGAGAACAAUUAACGAAAAUCAAAAUAAAUACGACCACAUCGACUUAACAUUAAAACCUAGAGACGUAGAACAGACGGAACAGAUUGCAAACUCUUACGUCUUUCAAGUGAUGUCUGUCCAAAUAAAUGGCACGCAAAUACUUUCACCCACCUGUCGAUGCCAUUUGAAAACAUUUUGCCAUAUCGCGAACUGUUCGAACGAUAAAAUAAUGGAAGUGGCUACCGUCACGACGUACAGAGGAAACGUUCUUAACUUGUAUCAAUUUUGGAUUUUUUUCGCGCUAGUGGCGACGUAUUGGGCCUGUAUAACUAUUUCGUCUACAUUAAUAAAUCCUAUUUGUCUCGAUGCUUUGGGAGACAGAUCUGCAGAGGAUUUCGGAAAACAAAAAUGUUGGGCUUCAAUCGGUUGGGGGGGGUUUUCCAUAUUCAUCGGGUGGCUCGUGGAUGUAUUUAGUUUCGAUAAAAAGGAUAAAAAUUAUUCACCCGUUUUUUAUUCUAGUAUUUUAGUCACGGCUUUGAAUUUCGGAGUAGUUAAUAGAAUCAAAGUUGUCGAAACGAACAAAUCCGAAGGUCGAUGGAAAAACAUGUGUGGGCUGUUUACUAAACAUUACAUGAUUUCGUUUUGCAUAUGGUCAAUAUUCAACACGCUUUUCCACACAAUCGUCACCCACUUUCUGUUCUGGUACAUGGAAGAUUUGGUUUCUGCUAACGACGACCACAGCCAACGGGCGUGGCUGAAAACGCUCCAAGGUCUAGCUCAAGGCAUCCAGUGUUUCAGCGGAGAAAUACCAUUUUUUUUCUGGUCCGGUUGGAUAAUCAGAAAGAUGGGCUAUGGAAAUUGCAUGACCCUCGUACUGGCAGCCAUGGCCGUCAGGAUGUAUCUGUACACAGUCAUCUGGAAUCCAGUCUGGAUCAUUGCAAUUGAAUUGCUAAACGGCGUGUCGUACGCAUUGGGAUACUCGGUGAAAAUGUCAUACGCAAAAAUGUUGUCACCCCCCGACACACUAAACACCGUAAUUGGGUUUAUAGGAUUUUUCGAUUGCAUUGGUGAAUCUAUAGGUAGUCUACUGGGUGGAUAUUUAUUCGAUACAUAUGGCGGAGUGUGGUCGUUUCGAUUUUUCUCCUAUAUGUCUGUCCUGAUGUGCUUUCUAAGCGUAGUAACAAAUUAUUUUGGAUUGACAAAGGAAUCUAUUACUUCAAAAGACAACACAGAAUCGACGAAUACGGAUCUCAAAAUUACCAAUAAUAAUACUGAUAAAAAAAUGUGAUAUUUUGUUUAUAAAAACCGUAGUGAACUUAUUUAAAUGUCAUAUUUAAAAAGUUAAAUAUUAUAACAUUUAAUGUUUAGACGAACAGAGUAAAGUGUGACAUACGAGUACACCGCAGAAUGUUAGCAUACUACUCUCCACUCAUUUAAAUUUUAAUACUUAACAAUAUUAUAAGUUAAAACUAUA